This is a messenger RNA of Rhinocladiella mackenziei CBS 650.93, 3153 nucleotides long. Its product is annotated as oxoglutarate dehydrogenase (succinyl-transferring), E1 component. Gene Ontology annotation, cellular component: mitochondrion; oxoglutarate dehydrogenase complex. Gene Ontology annotation, molecular function: oxoglutarate dehydrogenase (succinyl-transferring) activity; thiamine pyrophosphate binding. Gene Ontology annotation, biological process: tricarboxylic acid cycle. Bases 1 to 3153 code for a protein of 1050 amino acids. NCBI's taxonomy places the organism in Eukaryota, Fungi, Ascomycota, Eurotiomycetes, Chaetothyriales, Herpotrichiellaceae. The transcript is spliced from 3 exons. The record is from RefSeq and is a predicted model, not a curated record.
AUGUAUCGUUGUGCUACGGGCAAACUCCCCGUGAGGGCUGCUCGAGCUUCGAGGUCCUUAUGUACUUCUUCCAUCUCACCGGCUGUUGCUGGAAGCCGCCAGAAUGCUCUCAUUGUCGGGAGAAAACCUCUCACUGUCAUGGUCCGCAGCUCACCGCAGCGCAGGAGCUAUGCCAUGGUGGCCGAGGAAACGGAUAAGGGCGUGGAUCCCAACGACUCUUUCCUCCAAGGAAAUACCGCGAACUACAUCGACGAAAUGUACAUGGCCUGGAAACACGACCCCUCCUCCGUCCAUGUUUCAUGGCAAGCCUACUUCCACAAUAUGGAGGAGGGUACCAUGCCCGUAUCUCGAGCCUUCCAACCUCCGCCUGGCCUGAUAUCGCAAGCCGAUGGGGCCGCCAGCAUGGCACCGAGUGCCGUCACCGGGGCGGGUCAAGAUGUUACAGACCACUUGAAAGUCCAGUUGCUGGUCAGAGCCUACCAAUCGACCGGCCAUCACAAAGCCAAGACCGACCCCCUGGGAAUUCGUGGCGAAGCCGAAGCAUUCGGAUACAGGAGACCCAAAGAACUCGAGUUGGAGCAUUACGGGUUCACCGAAGCGGAUCUUGAUCAAGAGUUUACACUGGGACCUGGUAUUCUCCCGAGAUUCGCCACGGAAUCGCGGCAGAAAAUGAAGCUCCGCGAUAUUAUCGCGGCCUGCGAAAGAACCUACUGCGGAUAUUACGGCGUCGAGUACAUCCAUAUCCCCGACCGAGAGCAAUGCGACUGGAUCAGGAACCGAAUCGAAGUCCCUACACCUUUCAGGUAUUCCGUCGACGACAAGCGCCGCAUCCUCGAUCGGUUGAUCUGGAGUUCCAGCUUUGAGGCCUUUUUGGCCACAAAAUAUCCCAACGACAAACGGUUUGGUCUAGAAGGCUGCGAGACUCUCGUUCCGGGCAUGAAAGCCAUGAUCGACCGCAGUGUGGACUACGGUAUCAAGGACAUCGUCAUCGGAAUGCCGCACAGAGGAAGACUGAAUGUGUUGAGCAAUGUCGUUCGCAAACCCAAUGAAUCCAUCUUUAGCGAAUUCUCGGGUACGGCUGAGGCCAGCGACGAAGGUUCCGGUGACGUCAAAUAUCAUCUUGGCAUGAACUUUGAGCGACCAACACCUUCCGGGAAGCGUGUGCAGCUUUCCCUGGUCGCCAACCCGUCUCACUUGGAAGCCGAGGACCCAGUGGUGCUGGGGAAGACUCGCGCGAUUCAACAUUACAACAACGAUGAGAAGAAACAUCAGACGGCCAUGGGGGUCCUACUCCACGGUGACGCCGCAUUCGCGGCCCAAGGUGUCGUCUACGAAACCUUGGGUUUCCAUGCUCUUCCCGCGUAUUCCACCGGUGGCACCAUUCAUAUUAUCGUCAACAACCAGAUAGGCUUCACGACUGACCCGAGAUUCGCGCGAUCGACGCCAUACUGCUCCGAUAUCGCCAAGGCCAUCGAUGCUCCCGUGUUCCACGUCAAUGGUGAUGAUGCGGAAGCGGUCACCUUCGUCUGUCAAUUGGCCGCGGACUGGAGAGCCGACUUCAAGAAAGAUUGCGUUAUUGACAUUGUCUGCUACCGGAAACAAGGUCACAAUGAGACCGACCAACCGUCUUUCACUCAACCCCUCAUGUACAAGCGAAUCGAAUCCCAGAAACCGCAACUGGACCGGUAUGUCGAGAAGCUGCUGCACGAAGGCACUUUCACCAAAGAAGAUAUCGAAGAGCACAAGAAGUGGGUUUGGGGAAUGCUCAAUGACAGUUUCGACCGAAGCAAAGAUUAUCAACCAACUGGCAAAGAAUGGCUCACGUCCGCCUGGAACGGUUUCAAAUCACCCAAGGAGCUUGCGACUGAAGUUCUGCCCCACCCUCCCACGGGAGUACCCGGUGACGUGUUGAGGGAGAUUGGAGACAAGAUUGCCUCCGUCCCCGACGGUUUCACCGUUCAUCGUAACCUGAGGCGUAUUCUUGCAGGCCGAAAGAAGGCUGUUGAAGACGGGAAGGGCAUUGAUUGGGCCACUGCCGAGGCUCUCGCUUUCGGUACUCUCUGUCUCGAAGGUCACCACGUCCGCGUGUCCGGCCAGGAUGUGGAGCGUGGUACCUUUUCACAACGACAUGCCGUUCUUCAUGACCAAGAAAACGAAGCCACUUGGACUCCUCUCCAGAAUUUGGCCAAAGAACAGGGAGCCUUCACCAUCUCGAAUUCGUCGUUGAGUGAGUUUGGGGUCCUCGGAUUCGAAUAUGGCUACUCUUUGUCGUCUCCCAAUGCGCUCGUCAUGUGGGAAGCCCAAUUCGGUGACUUUGCCAACAAUGCCCAAUGUAUCAUCGAUCAAUUCAUUGCAUCUGGUGAAGUGAAAUGGCUCCAAAGAUCGGGCCUUGUCUGCUCUCUGCCUCACGGCUAUGAUGGCCAAGGACCAGAGCACUCAUCCGGUCGCAUGGAGAGGUAUCUACAACUGUGUAACGAGGAGCCGCGUGUAUUUCCGUCACCAGACAAGCUCGACAGACAACACCAAGACUGCAACAUGCAAGUCGCCUACAUGACCACCCCGUCCAACUACUUCCACAUUCUCCGACGUCAAAUGAACAGGCAGUUCAGGAAACCGUUAAUUGUCUUCUUCUCCAAGUCUCUCCUCCGCCACCCGCUGGCGCGAUCCAAUAUUGAGGACUUCACGGGCGAGUCACAUUUCCAGUGGAUUAUCCCAGAUCCGGAGCAUGGCAACGCGAUCGCGGCGCCUGAUGAUAUUGAGCGCGUCAUCUUGUGUUCCGGUCAAGUGUACGCCGCCUUGCACAAGCACCGUGAAGAGAAAGGCAUCCAAAACACCGCCAUCACCCGUAUUGAACAGCUCAACCCCUUCCCAUGGGCCCAACUCAAGGAGAACUUGGAUACAUACAAGAAUGCCCAGACGAUCGUCUGGUGUCAAGAAGAACCACUCAACGCAGGUGCAUGGAGUUUCGUUCAGCCCCGUAUUGAGACAUUGUUGAACGAAACCGAGCAUCACAACAGACGACACGUCAUGUAUGCCGGACGUGAUCCUAGUGCGUCGGUCGCAACGGGGUUGAAGGCCAGCCACGCCAAGGAGGAACAAGCCCUGCUCGAGGAAGCGUUCCAGGUCAAACAAGAUAAACUGAAAGGCGAGUGA